GAGAUAGGGGUGUGGGACAAAUGGGAUAGACCUUUGGUCUUUUGGUGUACCCCUUGCCCUUUUCUAUUUCCUCUUCUUCGCUCAACUCUGUCGGUCAUCUUCAGCCUCACGUCUCUCAACUUCUUCAUACGAUCCGGCCUGUUCGAUUUCUCUCGUCCUUGUUCUAGGAAGUCAUUUUCCACUUCCUCCUCUUCGCUCAACUCUGUCGGUCAUCUUCCACCGCAAGUCUCUAAACUUCUUCAUCCGAUCCGGCCUGUUCGAUUUCUCCCUUCUUUGUUCCAGCCUACGUCACCUAAUUGUCACAUAGGUGUCAUGGCGAUACAUUGGCGUCAUCGUGGUACAUUGGCGCCAUGCGUCGCCUUGGCUCUAUGACAACUAUGAUCUGUUGUUUAGUUUGACCUAUUAUUGUUGGUGGUCUUUGUUCCAAACUUUGCAAACAUACAUGAUUUUAUGUUUAAAUUUGCAUGGUGUAAAUUGCAUUUCUAUUUUCAGCUCUGCUGUUGAGUAUUAUUUCUUACCUUUGCCUUCUUUGUUACUACUUGUCAAGUUCUUAUUUUGUUUGAUUUGUGAUUCACAUACAAUUGAUAUUAAUUUGUUGUUUCUUUGCCAUUACAUCCAAUCCAAGGCCCUAACAAUUCCAUUUCAACGUGUGUUAGAUUUAUUUUAGUGUAAGAAUGUCACUAGGAGACUCAAGUGAGGAGCAAAGAAGCAGAUUGUAUGAGAGAGUAAAGCAUAGUAUCGCCUAUUUUCAGAUGGAGGGUGAAGUUGUAGGUGGAGGAGUUUUUUUUCAAGUUGGGUCUCGACAAUUUGUGCUAACUGCUGCACAUGUUUUAUACGACAGAAGUGGCUUAAAGAUUCGGUGUUAUGAUCAGAGGUCAUUUGACUUUGAUGUUGUGAAAAUGUCGAGGGAUAAAGAUUUGGCAGUGGUGAGCAUCAUAGGUGGAAAUGGGGAUGAAUUUCCUUGUCUGAAACUAAGUGAUGAAGAGAUUGACGUAGGUAUGGAAAUUCAUUUCAUUGGUCACCCCGACAGAAAAUGUUUUGCUUAUAACAUUGGAAGAAUCUGUUGUGUGAGUAAGACUUGCGGUGAUAUAUAUAGAAAUGAGCUAUUUCUGUCUAACGAGCCCAGAUUCAAUAAGAAGCCUGAUCCUAGGUUUGUUGAUGAUUUCUUGGGGUUGUCCUCGUCCCUACACUUUGUACAGGCUAAGAAUGUUCAUGGAGGUGGUAGAGUUGGUGGAACUGGCGCACCUUUUUUGAAUGGAAAUGGUGACAUUGUAGGGGUGUAUAGUUUCACCUACAAAGACAGUGACUAUGGAGUCCAUUUGGAUGAGAUCAAGGAAGAGUUGUCAUGUUAAUUUUGAUUUCUUGGAUUAUUUCUGCUACCUUACGGUACCUUUGCCUUAUUACUAUUAUAACUUAGCUAGCUCAUCAGCAUUUCCACUUUCCAAUUCUCCACCACGCAUCAUUUUUGGGAUAAGAGUUUUCAAUAUUAAGCAUAUAUUGAUUGUUCAAGAAUGGUGUGGUAGUUCUGUUUACAUCCCUAUAUUUCUUAAUAUUUCUUAUGCUGUGUUUGGCAAAAACACUAGAAAAGGUGGCUAGUUUUUUUUGUAAAAUCACUCAACUCAACUUAUUGUAUUUGAGACAGCUUAGCUUAACUUAUUGUAU
This is a messenger RNA of Cuscuta campestris, 1662 nucleotides long. The record is from the annotation of a GenBank genome assembly. Lineage: Eukaryota; Viridiplantae; Streptophyta; Magnoliopsida; Solanales; Convolvulaceae.